This is a messenger RNA of Spizellomyces punctatus DAOM BR117, 1154 nucleotides long. RefSeq lists its product as uncharacterized. The coding region runs from base 148 to 936 and encodes 262 amino acids. Lineage: Eukaryota; Fungi; Chytridiomycota; Chytridiomycetes; Spizellomycetales; Spizellomycetaceae. The transcript has a single exon. The record is from RefSeq and is a predicted model, not a curated record. Gene Ontology annotation, molecular function: protein binding.
UUUACCGCUUUCUUUGAACGCCCCAUCGUUUUAUAAAAGUUGUUUAAUGUGGUUUUUUCUUUAUAAAAAGGACUUCUACUCCCCCCCCCCUCGCCUUUUAACGAACCCACAAGCGUUCAACUUGCAAAACAAAAAACGUACGCAAACAUGGGCAAGGCUUUCAACACUCCCAUCCCGCAGAAACCGUCGUCCUCAGUCUUUUCCAUCUCAAAGCUCGCCUAUGUGGCAUGUUUCCUGGGUGGUCUUCUUCUUGGAUGUCAACAAUACAACAAGUUUACGCAACAACAGCAAGAAUCCUUGCAAGAAGUAGUAAAACCUGUUGCGCAGGUGGACGCUUGGGACACUCGGCGGUACUACCCAGAAGACUUUGAAAAGCACUUUGGGCUGCGCUUGAUCCAUCAGCUCGAGGUACCAGACUCCCUCAAAAAGUACGUGGAUGCCCACGAUAUCCGCAAGGACCCUACCUACUCUCAGAAUAUUGAACUCAGCGAAGCGUACGCUCGCGUCUAUGGUCCUUUCCUCGACCACGUUCACGACGAUGAUCGUAGGAUUUACGUGAAAUGGGCCGGUCCAGAGAAGCACUUUGGUGUCUUUGCCGACACUUACCUUCCUCCCAACGCCUUUAUUGCAGAAUACUCUGGGAUCUUGACGAAUUCCUCGUUUUCCACUGAUUACGAAUGGGAUUACUACAGUCACGAUAUCGUGGACGACAAUGGAAACGUCCUCAAAUUGGGUGUCGAUUCCCAACUGGUUGGCAACAUUGCCCGGUUCGUGAAUCACGACGAUGAUCCAAACUGUGGCAUCGUCUACGUGCCUUGGAGGAACAGGUGGAGGUUGGUGUACGUUGCCAACAAGGCCAUUUUCCCUGGCGAAGAGUUGAGUAUUUCCUAUGGACCUAAUUACUGGGAGUCGCGCUCGGAGGUAGUCAAGGUUUAGAUGAUGGGCUUUUUUUUUUGUAGAGAAAAUAUGGGGACAUUAACAAGAGAGACUGUAUAGGUAGUUUAUGUUUUUUAGCUACAUCCUCUCUGUGUGUAUUGUACAUUUGCUCGUAUAUUGUAUAGGAUCCUGCACAUAGGAGAAACUUUUUGUUUACGCAAUUUGAUGGCCAUUGUCGCCAAGAUUUCAAACAGUGCAAUUGAAUUUUGAGCUUGCAA